AUGCUUGGUUUCGAUAAUCUAGAUCUUGUAGCGAACCUGUUAGAAGAGCGUUCUACUAUCCUUGCCGAGGCACAACGAAGGCACAUCGAAGAGACUCUUAAGGCAAAUGCCUCUAGGCCUCUUUGGACAGGUGUGGCCGCCCCCGCCCCUGAGGUUCUGCCUCAUGUGUACACUUCUGCCUUGAUGGUGCAGGGUAAUGUACUCUCCCAAUACGGUAGCAAAUAUACGCUCCCGAUUGGUACUACGCGGCAUGAUCAUGAGGACUACGAGGAGGUUAUAAUACCCCCAGCCAAGCCUGUGCCGCCGCGAGCAACAGAAAGGCUAAUGCGUGUGGAUGAGUUGGAUGAAUUGUGCAAAGGAUCGUUCCCCGGUUAUGAGAGUCUGAAUCGUAUACAGUCAAUCGUGUACCCUACAGCCUACGGUUCGAACGAGAAUAUGUUGGGCAAAACAGAUGUAGCGAUGUUGACUGUCCUUCGUGUGCUUGACCAAAAUCGGAACAAAGAAUGCAUCAAACCGAGCUCACUUGCUUGGACGAUCAACAAAGGAGACUUCAAGAUCAUUUACGUUGCUCCCAUGAAAGCUCUCGCAUCCGAGAUCACGCGGAAGCUCGGUAAACGGCUCAAGUGGCUGGGUAUCAAUGUUCGAGAACUGACGGGUGAUAUGCAGAUGACAAGACAAGAAGUUUCUGAAACCCAGAUCAUUGUGACCACGCCUGAGAAAUGGGAUGUGGUUACCAGGAAGCCCACGGGAGAAGGAGAGAUUGCUUCAAAAGUCAAACUCCUGAUUAUCGACGAGGUCCAUUUGCUUAAUGACGAGCGCGGGGCAGUGCUCGAAACCAUCGUGGCUCGCACUCUGCGGCAGGUCGAAUCAACCCAAUCGGUCAUUCGGAUCGUUGGGCUUAGUGCCACUCUUCCAAACUAUGUCGACGUCGCCGAAUUCCUGAGUGUCUCCAAGCAAACGGGGCUCUUCUAUUUCGACUCCUCCUUUAGGCCUGUUCCACUCGAGCAACAUUUCAUUGGCAUUCGCGGCAAAUCUGGCAGCGCCUUGCAAAGGAAAAGGCUCGACCAAACCACCUAUCACAAAGUUGAAGAACUCGUCAACCGGGGCCAUCAGGUCAUGGUCUUCGUUCAUGCUCGUAAAGAAACAGUCAAGUCCGCGCUGGCGCUACGGGAGGCGGCUUUGGCGGAGGGAAUCCUGGAACAUUUCAGUUGCGAAGAUCAUCCUCAUUGGUCGAAAUUUCGGAGCGAUAUUGGGCAAUCAAGAAACAAGGAGAUGAAGCAACUGUUUGACAACGGCUUUGGUAUUCAUCAUGCCGGCAUGCUUCGGUCCGAUAGAAAUAUGAUGGAGCGCAUGUUUGAAGCUCGGGCGAUAAAGGUUUUAGUAUGUACUGCGACCCUUGCUUGGGGCGUGAACCUGCCUGCACAUGCGGUCAUCAUCAAAGGCACUCAGGUGUACAAUAGCUCCAAAGGUUCUUUUGCGGACCUAUCAGUACUGGACGUACUGCAGGUAUUCGGACGUGCUGGUCGUCCCGGACUGGAAGAUAGUGGCGAGGGCUAUAUAUGUACCACGGACGACAAACUGGAUCACUAUCUGAACGCGGUCACGUCGCAAAAUCCAAUCGAGUCACAGUUCACAGCAGGCAUGGUGGAUGCUCUGAACGCCGAGGUUGCUCUUGGCACCGUUGCCAGCGAAGCUGACGCGAUACAGUGGCUCGGCUAUACGUAUUUGUUCGUACGAAUGCGCAAAAACCCGUCCCAAUACGGUUUACCCCGUGAGGAGCCUGCGGACGAUCCUCAGCUAAUCAACAAGCGGAGGCAACUUGUAACAAGCGCUGCUCGCCAACUUCAGGAGGCCAGAAUGGUGGCUUACGAUGACCAAAAGGGCACAUUGACCAUUACAGACCUUGGCAGGAUUGCCGCAAGAUAUUACAUCAGGGUUGCUUCAAUCGAAAUAUUCCACAAGCAUUUCAAGGCCGAGAUGACAGAGGCUGACGUCCUAGUGAUGCUCAGCAUGAGUACCGAAUUUGACCAGAUACAAUUGCGGGAAUCAGAAAUAGAGGAGCUGGAGAGACUGAAUGAGGGCAUACCUUGCGACGUCAAUCUGAAGAAUAGCGGCCCCAGCAUCGACAAUAGUCAGGCCAAGGUCAACAUCCUCCUUCAAGCCUACAUUUCAAACGCAUACGUUGACGAUUUUGCACUGGUCUCUGACAUGGCCUACGUUGCCCAAAACGCGGGUCGGAUUGUUCGCGCCCUUCUCGAAAUGGCAAUUAGCCGCAAGUGGGCUAGCGUCAGUGCCACGCUCAUGGGCAUGAGUAAAGCCAUCGAAAAACGCAUGUGGCCAUUCGAGCAGCCCCUCAAACAGUUCCCACUCAAGGCGGAAGUAUUGUACGGAUUAACCCAGUAUGCGGACCAGUAUACCCCCGCAGAGCUAUCCCAGAUGCAAGCAGCGGAACUUGGUCAGCUCAUCCAUCUCAACGAAAGGCAUGGAGCGGCUCUCCUGUCUGCAGCGCAGCAAUUUCCUACAGCGCGCAUUACCUACAGACUCCGACCUCUUGGAUUUGAUAUCUUGAGAAUCGCUACCGGGAUAGAGAGAGCCUUUAGUUGGGCAACGAAACUCCAUGGCUCGGCAGAACCCUUCUGGAUCUGGGUGGAAGACGAGGAGGGUGUUUUCAUACACCAAUCCGCAUAUCUUACUUUUAGAGAAGGGUCCAGCUAUCUGAAUGCGGAUUUCAUCAUACAAAUUCCUCUCGGUCAAGUCCCAUCGUCAGUAACAAUUCGCUUCGUGUCGGACAGGUGGAUGGGGGCGGAAGAGGAAGUUAGGGUCCCGCUGGACACGCUAGCGAUGCCAACCCCGUUCAACGGCCACACCCGUCGCUUGGAUCUCCCGUUUCUUGGUCCUUCAAUUUGUGGUUACCCUCCGCUUCAGCGUGCGCUCACUCGUCGAUUGUCUAGCUUCAAUGCUAUACAGACACAAGUGGCUUGGAGCCUUCUACAAACGAGACAGCACUCGUUGCUGUGCGCACCAGCCGGUAGCGGCAAGUCUUCAAUGUCGCACGCCUCGAUUCUGCAUACCCUAGUUCAAGUUCCGGAUACGUGGGCAUUGCUCGUGUCUCCGACAAGGAGUUCUGCUUUGGAAGCGACAUCGGACUUACGACGACUGUCUGCUGAUCUGGGAAUAUCAGUAGAGCUCAUCCAGGACACAUCCGUAUUCUCCGAUGUCGAAAGGACAACGAUUCGCGUAGUAACUGCAGGACCCCUAUUGGAAGCAUUCUCGCGUCAACCACCGCGGCAACUGUUGGCCUCCCUCCGUCUGGUCGUACUUGAGAACCUCGAAGAACUCGACCCCACGUACGAGCUCGCCAUUGCCGAGCUACGUCACGCGAGUUGUUCAACGGCGACACGAUUUAUCGGGGUGUCCAAUUCCUUGGCAGAUCCCAGGGACGUUGCAAGCUGGCUUGACGUCGACCCGUUCGCGCUGCACAGUUUCCGACCCCGAGAUCGUGAUCAGGCACUCAGCCAGAAUAUCCAGUCCUUCAACAUCCCGCAGCCCGCUGCUCUCAUAAAGGCCAUGGCAAAACCCGCGCAUGCAGCUAUCUGCGAGGCAUCCACUAACGAUGGAGCUAUCGUAUUUGUACCUUCUCGCGGACAAUGCAGGUCAAUCGCGACGGAUCUCAAUACUCAGGCGACGCUGAAGAACCCGACCGGGCGAGGGUACCUGACAGCACAUGUCUCUGACAACCACCUGGAGUACUGGAAGGCACUUUUACAAGACAAAACAUUGUACGACCUCAUCAGUCGAGGAAUCGGGAUCUUCCAUGACGGCAUCCACAAGGCGGAUAGGAAACUGAUGCUCGAUCUCUACAUUGAAGGGCACCUGAGGGUCCUCAUCAUACCGCGCGAGGCAUGCCGCACUGUCCCAAUCCGUGCAGCCGUUGUGGUCGUCAUGGGAACACAGUCUAUCCAAUACGAUCCGUCCACUAGGAAACGCCACACAACGGAAUACAGUGUUCAGGAUAUCGUGCGGAUGCAGGGACUUGCUGUUCGGCACAACCUAUCCGGUCAUUUUUACCUCUUUUGUCACACCGAGAGCAAAGACGCCUAUACCAGGUUCUUGGAGGAUGGAAUACCCUUGGAAUCUAGGCUACUUGAGACAGAUCACCUUCAAAAAUGGUAUAGGUCCCGUAAACAGGCGGGUACGAUAACGGACAAAGAUCAAGGAGUGAAAGCAUUAAGCUGGACUUUGCUCACGAGGCGUAUUGCAAGCAAUCCUGCUUACUAUGAUAUCGAAUCCUACUCCGGAAACGACAACUUGUCACGCAUCAUAGACAAAUUAGACGAAGCAUCAAUGUCAGCACCAUAG
Molecule: messenger RNA, 4359 nt
Organism: Punctularia strigosozonata HHB-11173 SS5
Lineage: Eukaryota; Fungi; Basidiomycota; Agaricomycetes; Corticiales; Punctulariaceae
Product: Sec63-domain-containing protein
Exons: 18
Coding region: 1-4359 (1452 amino acids)
Molecular function (GO): ATP binding; nucleic acid binding
Source: RefSeq, a predicted model, not a curated record